UAACCCAAAAAAAUAUAUUUUUGCAAGAGAACUUCGCAGCCUCUCCGCACCUGAGGCGAGAGAGAGAGCGAGAGAGGGGGGAGCCGUUGUGGAUCCGCAUUUGCGCUGGGAUCUGUACUGUAUAGCCAGUGGAUGAAACCCCCCACGCUGCUUUCUCUCACCAUUGACUCAGCUCUGCUCCACAUCGCCCACAUCAAAGAUCUUUCUGCUGUUCCCGAUUUCAUCCUUGUCGAGCUCUUCCUGAAAACCUUGAGUGCAGGAAAACUAACAGAGAGGGUCCUCAAGUUGUUUAUGUCAACUGGUAAUGAGGAAAUCGUCUCUUUUGUGGAGUCGCUCAAUAUCAAGCAGAUACUAAUCCCCGUCCUUCCUACCACUUCAAGCAACAAAAUGUUUUUUGAGAUUUGCGACAACGAGGUGGACAUUGUUAUUGCUGCUCUUAAGCCAGAUAUUACCACAUUUUUGGAGGGAUGGCGACCCAUCUUUUCCAGAUUUCACCUUAUUAUCAUCAAAGACCCAGACUUGGAAGCUGACCUUGAGAUUCCUACUGGCUUUGAUCACCAACUGUACACCAAAUCUGACAUGGAGAAGAUCAUCGGUUCCAGUCCCAUUAACUUUUCAGGCCAUUCAUGUCGUUAUUUCGGUUACCUUAUUUCCACCAAGAAAUACAUCAUAUCAAUUGAUGAUGAUUGCCUUCCAGUAAAAGAUGUUAGAGGCAAUCUGAUUAAUGCUAUAGAGCAGCACAUGACAAACCUCAAGACACCAGCUACCCCAUUCUACUUCAACACACUUUAUGAUCCAUUCCAAAAGGGUUCAGAUUUUGUCCGCGGAUACCCAUUCAGCCUGCGAUGUGGCGUCGAGUGCGUAAUAUCUUCUGGUCUUUGGCUUAAUUUUGCUGACUAUGAUGCUCCUACUCAGGCCGUAAAGCCUCACGAGAGGAAUUCGCGAUACGUCGAUGCGGUGAUCACUGUGCCUUUACGAGCGAUGAUGCCUGUGAGUGGGAUCAAUUUUGGAUUCAGACGAGAAGUGGUAGGGCCUGCGUUGCUACCGGCUUUGCAUUUGAAAACGGCAGGGAAGCAGAGGUGGGAAGCACUGGAGGACAUAUGGUCUGGGUUGUGUGCCAAGGUGGUUUGUGAUCAUCUGAAAUUUGGAGUGAAGACAGGGCUACCCUAUGUGUGGAGGAAUGCUUCAGGAAAUGCAUGGGAAUCACUGAAGAGAGAUUGGGAAGGGGUGAAGCUGAUGGAGGAGAUUGUGCCUUUCUUCCAGUCGGUGAAGCUGCCAAAAACAAUGAUAAUCGCCGAGGAUUGUGUGCUUCAGAUAGCGACUUUGGUGCGGGAACGAUUGGGACCCGUCGAUCAGGUCUUUAUGCUCGCUGCAGAUGCCAUGGAGGAAUGGGUCAAGCUCUGGAAGACCUUUGAAUCUGAGAGAAACUGAAGAGUUUCUUCUUCUUUUUUUCUUUUUUCAAAUUUUCUUGAUGCACAGAGAUGGAGGUUGUCAUGAACAGCAGAAAUAAGAUUCAGGUCCAGUGAUGAACCAUUUCUUAGUUUGGAAUUGAUAUGAGGAUAUUCUCAUUAAGACUAAUAGUUUCCAGUCUGAGUUUCUCCAUGUUAAUUUGGUUUAUGAUGAUCUUGCCAAUUGGUUUGCUUUGUUCUUUAUUGUAAUUUGGUACCAACA
Dendrobium catenatum is the source of this 1671-nucleotide messenger RNA. Its product is annotated as probable inactive UDP-arabinopyranose mutase 2. The record is from RefSeq and is a predicted model, not a curated record. Gene Ontology annotation, cellular component: Golgi apparatus; cytosol. Gene Ontology annotation, biological process: plant-type cell wall biogenesis; UDP-L-arabinose metabolic process. The coding region runs from base 133 to 1431 and encodes 432 amino acids. NCBI's taxonomy places the organism in Eukaryota, Viridiplantae, Streptophyta, Magnoliopsida, Asparagales, Orchidaceae. The transcript is spliced from 3 exons. Gene Ontology annotation, molecular function: UDP-arabinopyranose mutase activity.